Moneuplotes crassus is the source of this 1097-nucleotide messenger RNA. Lineage: Eukaryota; Ciliophora; Spirotrichea; Euplotida; Euplotidae. The record is from the annotation of a GenBank genome assembly.
AAUGCAGGCUAGUACCACAGAGGUUGUUGCUCAGUGCUUUGAGAUCAAAGAUCAGAACAUUGGCAAUGAGCUGAACCAAGCUUUCAAGGGUAACACUUACAAAAUGUCAACUUUGUUUAAAAAGAGGGAGAGUAAAAAGAGAACAAAGACUCUUGACGAAAAAUGCAUCGAAUCUGGAAGUGAUGAACCAGCUGUUAAAACCUCUAAACUUGCCAGGAAAUCUACCAUAAACAAGGCUUCUCAAAAGAAAAAUCCAGCAAGAAGAGGUCCUAAGACAAGACGAAGGAAAACUGCCGACGAGAUCAACCUCCUAGAAAGGGCCUUUUUCAAAGACCCGGAAUGGACACAGAUUACUGUUGAUUUCAUCAAGAAACAUUCUAUGCUUGAGUAUGUUCAGAUCUACAAAUGGGGGUGGGAUCAAAAAAAGAAAAUAAAGAGAAACCCCAACCUCAAGAGGGUACCUACUAUUGAUGAGUUUGGAGGAUACUGAAAAUAUGAUAAUUCCGACUUGAAUUUGCUUUCUCUGUGAGGAGGAGAAGACCUCAAUCAUAAGGUUGCAUUACUGGAUCAAGAAUCUGAAAAAUUAGACGGACCUUUGCCACAAACUACAACCCCCGGAAAACUUACUUUAAAGAGAAGAAAAACUGUGGAUUUUGAAAACUUCGACAGAAAUUUUCAAAAUCAAGAUUUCAAAGAAUAUGUGCAAUCUAAUGGAGAUGACUUCGCUGCUCCCUCAAAGAAGAUCAAAAGAAAUAGAUAUUGCUCUGACCUGACUAACGUGACCAGGUCUCCAGCUCUCUCACCCUCAAUCAAUGAGCUGAGAUCAAGAGCAUUCUUUGAAGAAGAGACCCCCAGUGAGAAGAUGGCUUUCUGCUAUGUCUCAGAAAACCCAUUUGAGGAUGAGAACUCACUCAGCUUCCUAAACUUAGAAUCCAAUAGUAUUGAUGAACAGGAAAACGACCCCAAUUCACAGGAUAGCAACAAUUUCUGGUACAGUCAGGACAACUACUAGCCAGGUUAACUACCUCAGAGGGUAGGAUGAGUCUGUGAAAAACAGCACGACUCAUUGUUAAUUUCUCAUAAAUUCAUUUUUUAAA